GCGGGGGCGGGGACGGGGGCAGGUCGGAGGCGGCAGCAACCCUGGGGAUUCUGACAUCUCCGGACUCGGAGAGCGAGAGAGGAGCGUCCGGCGGGAGAGUACAUCACCAUCCUAUGUCCGACCCCAUCCAGGAGGGUCUCCUCCGCGCCUCGCUCCAGACCAGCAGCGUCACGCCCGCGUGGACUACCUUGCAGUCCGUCCCCGGCACCACUGAGGACCACCGGGGGAACGGGAGCAGGAGCCACCUUUCCUGCCGCAGAGCCCCAGGAGAGAGUGAGUGGCAGGGCGUCCCAGCAGCCGCUCCUCACCCCCACACCAGACGCGCAGCUAGCAGAGACUUGGACAGAGUCUGUGAGCCUGCAGGGAGCAGAGGGGCUCGGGGUGCCGUCGUCUUCCCAGGAGGUGGGCACCGAGCCGGCCAUGUCCUCCGAGGACCUCCCGCUCAUCUUCGAGCCCUUCGAGGACGCCACGCCAGGGGGGGCCAUGGCCACGGCUCCCCCUCCUGGGGCAGAGUUGGCAUCGCAGCCGUCUGCCCCCGCCGAGCUGGCGACGGGCACGCUGACGGAGACAGACCUCGAGCAAACGGUUACCAUGGACGCAGACCGAGCCCUCUCGGAUAUCCCUCCCCCGGGAGUUGCCGAGUGGCCGUCGCCAUGGCAAACGUCUGGCGUGGAGAUGGCGGAGGCUGUCGAGCCGUCUCGUCAGCCAAUCAGCACGGCGUAUCCUGGGAGCCCAGCGGACCGCACUGGUGCUGACAUCACCCAGAACCCCAAGAGGACUCCUCCCACCUCCUCUGCCACCCUAUCAGCCAGCGUCACUCAGCAAAGCCCCAUGGCAACUGUUUCCAAGGCAGCACACUUUCCAGUGGCCAGACCGAAAUCUGGGCUGGAGGGGCUGGAGUCUGAGGAAGAGGAGGAUGAGGAGAACGAGGACACAGAGGACUCGGAGGAGGAAGAGGGGGAGGAAGAGGAGGAGAGCGACGAGGACCUGACGGGCGCCGCGGCUCCAGCUCCCACCCGCCCUCCAUACAGCCUCAUCCCCCCUCCUCCCGUGUGGGUGCAGCGGAACCAGGGCCUGGCUCGCAGCUGGGUGGAGCUCAUCCGGGAGAAGGCAGGAUACGUGUCUGGCAUGUUGGCCCCGGUGGGCAUCGGUAUAGCCGGGGCUCUGCUCAUCGUGGGAGCCCUCUACAGCAUCAGGAUGAUCCACCGCAAGAGGAAGAACAGCUUCAAGCACCAGCGGAGGAAGCAGCCUAGUGAGGUGCGCACCGGACAGGACCAAGCCAUGCUACUGGCCGACAGCUCAGAGGACGAGUUCUGAGGCACGCACCGACACCUGUCGUCAUGGAGAAGAAGGGGUGCUGUAACCAUGACACCCCCCCCCCCUCACUGGGCCACCCAAGCAACACACACACGCACGCACGCACGCACGCACGCACGCACACACACACACACACACACACACAAACACACACACACACAGUUGUUUCAAAAGAGAAAGCUCUCCCAGACACCAUUCUUCAUGCUUUGUCUGAUUAGCCACACAGCCGCUAACUCUGGCCCUUCCAGCGGAUCCACAUGAGACGGGCCCAUUCUGGGUCUGCAGACACAUUCACAGCCAGUCUUAACAGUCCACUGACCAGUCCUACCAGUCCACUGACCAGUCCACUGACCAGUCCACUGACCAGUCCUACCAGUCCACUGAC
Messenger RNA from Clupea harengus (Atlantic herring), 1702 nucleotides. It is a transcript of the gene armh4, whose product is annotated as armadillo-like helical domain-containing protein 4. The record is from RefSeq and is a predicted model, not a curated record. The transcript has 7 exons. Bases 421 to 1317 code for a protein of 298 amino acids. Lineage: Eukaryota; Metazoa; Chordata; Actinopteri; Clupeiformes; Clupeidae.